AUGAACUACGAAAAUUUAGAAGUAUUUGGCAACUGUAGUUGGUCCUCGACCGAUGUAAUAGGCUUGUUGUACGAUAAUCGUGUUGGUCAAUGGAUUCCGUCUGACCUCAGAUUUCCCGACAAAUGGUUAGCCAACUUGAUCAUAGAAGUCCAAACUAAAUACAAAGAUAAGUUAGCGUUAUUGAUGGCUCUUCAUCCACCAGCUGAAGACGAAGAAACAGCUAGUGGUGAAACUCCGCCGGUAGUUGCUCACGGUACAGAGGAAGACCUCGGUCUCCAUCCACCCGUUCAAGAAUUAUUGAAAGCUAUCAUCUCCGACCCCAAGAUCAACAUCUUUUUCCAUCAGAUGUUCUGGCAACAGUUCGAGAAUCCAGAUAGUUCGAGAGGGACAAGGAUCCCUUGCUGGCAACUGAUGAUUAUUUUAAUCGAUCACAUCAUGACUACAGCCCCAGAGUACAAGGAAGGUUUUUUGGUUGGCGCCCCCAUCGCUGUUAUACUAAACUGGCCGAUGAUUACCACUGCUGGAUUUGCUGCUUUUCUCAACGACAAAGUCAACACGUUGUUCAAAAAUAUUCUCAAUUAUUGGGGAAAGUUUCUUUCCAGUUCUGCUUCUUGUUACGUGUUGAAUGAAGAUCCCCACCAUGGUUGGUUUGGUGAAGACGCAAUGAAAGCAAUGCCAAACUUCGACCUAGAGUUCAAAUGCAAGCCCAGAGAAAAACAUCAUGGUUUUACAUCAUGGGAUGAUUUCUUCACCAGAGAGUUUCGUGAUGGCAUUCGUCCAGUAGAAUCUCCGGGCGACGAAUCCAUUGUUGCGAAUGCCUGUGAGUCGGCGCCAUAUCAGAUCUCUACAGCCGUGAAAAACAGGGACUUCUUCUGGAUAAAGCACCAACGGUACUCAUUGGACUUCAUCCUGAACAUGAGUGACCUUGCAAAGCAAUUUUAUGGUGGAACCGUCUACCAAGGGUUCCUAAGUCUCACCAGUUACCACCGAUGGCACAGUCCUGUGUCGGGCACCAUUUACAAGACAGAACUCGUGGAUGGUUCUUAUUUUUCUGUAGCCCAUAACAUCCAGGAUGACCUUGCAUUGAUGAACAUAUGCAUAUCACAAGGAUACCUAGCCCAAGUAGCUGCCAGAGGUAUUAUCUACAUUCAAGCUGAUAAUCCCGACAUUGGCUUGAUGUGCUUUGUGUCAAUCGGUAUGGUAGAGGUGUCCUCCAACGAAAUCACCGUUAAAGAAAAGGAUAAAGUGAAGAAAGGUGACCAGCUCGGCAUGUUUCACUAUGGUGGGUCCACCCAUCUAUUGAUAUUUCGCCCUGAAGUUAAAAUCGAGUUCGAUACGAGAGGUCAAACGCCGGGUCUGCAUACCGAUAACAUUCCGGUGAAAUCAAAAAUUGCGACCGUACAUCGUCCUCGACCGUUGUCAAAGCCUGUUAAACGAUAA
Molecule: messenger RNA, 1440 nt
Organism: Pocillopora verrucosa
Lineage: Eukaryota; Metazoa; Cnidaria; Anthozoa; Scleractinia; Pocilloporidae
Source: RefSeq, a predicted model, not a curated record